AUGAGGUCUUUCGUCAACUCGAGGUCGUCACUGUUGUGGAUCAAAGCCUUGCCGUGCAUGAUCCUUAACGUCCGCGUGCAAAACUACGCCGUCGAUCCAAUCUUGCGGAAGCUAAUGAGUUCUAUGGACCUCUUCCCGAACCUACACACGGUUCAACUAGAUCUCCACACCCCCUUCGAGUAUUCCGCUUUGAAGAACAGCCUGUUCGCCCAGCAUGUAUACCCUCAAAUCCGCAAUCUCGCUAUUUCUCGGGGUAGCGAGAACUUCAUUGCUUGCUGUCCAGGGCUGAAACGUUUCCACGCAAUUGGACAGUGUGCAUGGCAGGCCCUGCUCAAAACAGUCUGCAGAUAUCCUCAAAUUGAAGUUCUCGGCGCAAUGCUGUUUGCUGAUUGUACCGUUGGUGAUGUCAUACAGCACCUUCCAAAUCUUCGGGACAUAACGUUAGACCGUUUCAUUCUUCGCAAGGGAUUAGAUCCACUAAUGCCCUUCUCGGAGCUCCCUAAACUGCAAACAAUACGCCUUGAGAUGAAUAUAGAGCCAUGGAAGAUGGGCGGGUACUCGGGAAAUAAUUAUGUCAUGAGGUUACCCCCGGCGACUGAGGACGAAAUCGCCCAAUGGAUCCAGUGGGCAAAGCGAAUUUUGACCAACGUCGGGCAGAAGUAA
Messenger RNA from Cyclocybe aegerita, 663 nucleotides. NCBI's taxonomy places the organism in Eukaryota, Fungi, Basidiomycota, Agaricomycetes, Agaricales, Hemipholiotaceae. The record is from the annotation of a GenBank genome assembly.